Strigops habroptila (Kakapo) is the source of this 5925-nucleotide messenger RNA. It is a transcript of the gene PLEKHG3, whose product is annotated as pleckstrin homology and RhoGEF domain containing G3. NCBI's taxonomy places the organism in Eukaryota, Metazoa, Chordata, Aves, Psittaciformes, Psittacidae. Gene Ontology annotation, molecular function: guanyl-nucleotide exchange factor activity. The transcript has 17 exons. The record is from RefSeq and is a predicted model, not a curated record. Bases 1624 to 5118 code for a protein of 1164 amino acids.
CCAGGGAGCGCCGGGAUCCUUGGAAAACGCUUGGAAAUGGUGAAGCUCCUGCCCUUAUAUGGCUCCGCCAAGGCUGGCCUUGGCUCGGCCGCUUGCCCGAGCCGGCACCCCCGGCCUUGCCUGUGCCGUGCCGCGCCGUGCCGGGGCCUGGGAAAGCACCGUGGGCCGUGCCUUGUGCCCUGCAUCCCGCGCAGGAAUGUGCAACAGGGGAAAGAUCCCGCUUCCCACGUCGGGAACAACUAACCCGGCCCCUGCCUCGGUUUCCCGCUGGAAACUGACCCGUUUUGGGGAUCCACCACACCGGAGCCAAAUGGGAGCACCCCAUUGGGGCAGCACCCAGGGGCUGCAUCCAGCUCGGCACCCCGGGGGGGUCCCUGUGCCCCAUGGCGGGGCUGGGGGUGAAGGUCAGGGCUAAUCCUCACUGGAGGAGGUGGUGGGUCUGAGGCGAGUGGCUGCGGUGCUGGUGACGUGGGGCCGGUGCUGUAAUCCUGAGCGGAUUAGGGCAGCCGGGGGUGGCCAUUGGGGAUGAGCUGCAGUGGCUGCAAAUCCCGGGCUGGGCAUCACGUUGGGGGUAUCAGUGUCCUCCUAUGGUGGGCAUGGGGCAGCUGUGUGCCCCCCCAGUGCCACCCGAGUGCCCCUUCCCGUCCCCUGGCAUAGGUGGUGAUGGGGGUCAGACUCUAUGGGGUGAUGCUGCAGGUCUGGUGUCCCCAGUGCCCAUGGGGCUCAGUCCCCCCGGUCAGGGGGGCUGUAGGGCAAAGCAGAAGGAUUUGGGGUUUGGGGGGUGCUGCUCCCCAAACCCCGCAGCUCCAUGGUGCUGAGGGGGUGCCCUAUGGCAGAACCAGCUGCGCCAGCGUCUGGGGACCCCCAGCUGUGGCACAACGGGUGGAUAUGGGGCCGGGCCCCACUUUGGGGGGCACCACGGUGGGGUUCUGGGGGCUCGCACAGGGAAGCCAUGGGGAGGGCGGUGGCGGCGGGAUCGCGGCCAUGCUGCACGAUGGGGAGGCGCUGGCGGGAACCGGCCUGACCGGUUCGGUGCUGGCACCCCCAGUGCCGGGGGGCUCGGGCCGCCCCACCACCGGCACGUGGCCCGGCUGAAGGUCACCGUCCCCGGGGCUGCCCGCCCGCUGGGUCACACACUGUCCCUUGGCCAACAGCCACAUUGCUGCCAACGGAUGGGGUUUGGGUGCCCCGACCCCGGUGGCACCGAGCGGUUUCGGUGCCGCGGGAGGAUCCCGGUGGCUCCGGUGGUCCGGAAGGGCGAGCCGGUGCUGAGCUCACCAGGAAGGUGUCCCAGGGGCGCGGCGGUGACGCACGGCCCCGGCGUGGUGCCGCGGGUUGGGGCUCGGUGUGGCCGUGGCAUUUGUCCCACUGGGGUGCUGUGUCCUUUGGGAGCACUGUCACCAGGUCCUGGAAUGUACUAUCCGGCACUGGGGUAAGGGGUUGUGGGGGGGACCCCCAAAUCUCAAUGCUACCAGUGGGUGGGAGGCCUUGGCCAGGACCCGGAUGGGCUGUAUCCUGCCUUAGUUGAUCCAUAACUGAGGAAUUUGGGGGUUUGGGGAUGCUGGCACUUCGGCCUGCAGGAUUCGGCCAUCAAGUCAACCCAAGGGCUCUUCAUGGUGCAGUAUGAACCCCCCUCAACCCCAAACACAGCCCAGACCUCGGGGUGUCUCCGCACCCCAUAACCACACCACUCUCCCCCCAGACCCCCCGCCGGUGCCAGGGGAUGCCGGCAUGCCGGUGCCCGCCUGCCCUCAGCACCCUGCCCUGAGCGCGGUGCCGCAUCCCGGCUGCGCCAUGGAGGAUCCAACCGGGAGUGGGGCCGAGCCGUGGGCCGAGGGGCUGCACAACAGCAACAACAACGCUGCCCCGGGGGGGUGGCCGGUGCCCCUCGGUGGGCACCCCCUGGCACCAUUCGGUGGCCCCGGUGCUGAGCCCAGUUACCUGGGGCGGGUGGUGCUGGAGAUUGUGGAGUCGGAGCGGACCUAUGCCCGUGACCUGCGCAGCAUCGUGGAGGGUUACCUGGGUAAGAUCAUCGACGCGGAGGAGCCGGUGCUGCGGCCGGAGCAGGUCAGCGCGCUCUUUGGGAACAUCGAGGACAUCUAUGAGCUCAGCAGCACCCUGCUGCAGAACCUGGAGAGCUGCGCCAGUGACCCGGUGGCCGUGGCCAUCUGCUUUGUCACCCGGAGCCAGGAGUUCUCCAUCUACACCCAGUACUGCAACAACUACCCCAGCUCGGUGGCGGCGCUGGCCGAGUGCAUGAGGAGCAAGGCCCAGGCGCGGUUCCUCCGCGAGUGCCAGGAGCGGCUGCGCCACGCGCUGCCCCUCGGUGCCUACCUGCUCAAGCCCGUCCAGAGGAUCCUCAAGUACCAUCUCCUGCUCCAGGAGAUCGCCAAGCACUUCGAGCACAAGUCCGGGGAUGACUACGAGGUGGUGCUGGAGGCCAUCGACACCAUGACCUGCGUGGCCUGGUACAUCAACGACAUGAAGCGCAAGCACGAGCACGCCAUCCGGCAGCAGGAGAUCCAGUCGUUGCUGCUGGGCUGGAAGGGGCCGGAUCUGACCAGCUACGGGGAGCUCGUGCUGGAGGGGACGUUCCGCGUGCAGCGCGCGCGCCACGAGCGCGCCGUCUUCCUCUUCGACAAGACCCUUCUCAUCACCAAGCGCCGCGGGGACCACUACGUCUACAAGAGCCACAUCCCGUGCUCCUCGCUGAUGCUGAUCGAGAGCACGCGGGACUCGCUCUGCUUCAGCCUGGCUCACUACAAGCACAUCAAGCAGCAGCACAGCCUGCAGGCCAAGAGCGUGGAGGAGAAGCGCGUGUGGACCCACCACAUCAAGCGGCUCAUCCUGGAGAACCACCACGCCAUCAUCCCGCAGAAGGCUAAAGAAGCCAUCCUGGAGAUGGAUCUGUUCUACCCCCCUCGCCUGCCCCGCUGCAGCCCCGAGCGCCUGAAGAAGAGCUGGUCCUGCCAGCCCCUGGAUGAGCCCAUGGCUGAGCCGUGCCAGGGCCGGCGCCAAUCGGAGCCCUUCCAGCAUCGGGAUCACACCGAGAUGUCACCGGAGCGGCUGCACGGGCACACGGGGCGCAGGCAGUCGGAGCCGGCCAAGCAGAUCCUGCGGCACCUGGGUGAGCAAGGGCUCAAGCAUGCGGGCAGCGACGGGGCUCUGCUGGCAAUGGGGGAGCCCCCCCAGCACCCCAGAGCCUGGGCAGCAGCCGAGGGCCUGGUGGAGGAGGAAGAGGAGCAGGAGGAAGAGGAGGAAUUGGGCAGGGACAGUCAGGAGGAGCUGCCUGGGGCCGAGGAGCUGCUGAUGGAACCCCAGGAGGAGCAGGCUGGGGGGCACCCACUGAUGCCAGAGCCACCCAAGCGACCAAGCAGUUGGGGCCCGGGGAGCUGUGAGAAGGCCGGCAGCACGGGGGAGCACCCCGAGGUGCCGGAGGCACCCACAGCCCCGUCCUCGAUGGGGACCCCGGCGCUGCCGCAGCGCGGUGCGGAGGAUUUGCAGGUGCUGAGCAGCGAGGAGGAGGAGGAGGAUGAUGAUGGAGCCUCCGGCAGCAUCCUGCCGCCCUCGGUGCUGGACCAGGCCAGUGUCAUCGCCGAGCGCUUCGGUGGCGGCGGCAGCUUGUCCCGGCGCAGCAGCCUGGCCCUGGAGGGACCGUCGGCGCGGCCGGGCAGCCACGGCGGCAGCGCCCUCAGCCUGGAUGGGAGCGGCCUCCCCGUUGAAACCGGGGAGCCCGGGGGGUCCCCCGGUGCCGUCCCUUCACCCGAGCCCUUCCCCGGAGCCCGCCGGGGGUCGCUGCUCUCCAACCGGGACCGGUUGCUCCUCGAUAAGAUCAAGAGCUACUACGGCAACGCUGAGCACCGGGACACCGGCUUCAGCGUCUGCCGCCGCGAGAGCCUGUCCUUCAUCCCCAAGGGGCUGGUGAGGAGCUCCGUGUCCCGCUUCAACAGCCUCCCGUGGCCCCCGCUGAGCCCGGAGCCCCCCGUGCACCCAGCACCAGUGUGUCCCGUGGUGGCACUGGAUGAGCUGUGCCAGGAGAAUGGGAUCCAGAGCCCCAAGAACGGGAUCCAGACCCCUGAAAACAGGAUCCAGACCCCUGAAAACAGGAUCCAGACCCCCGAAAACAGGAUCCAGAGCCCCAAGAACGGGAUCCAGACCCCAGAAAACAGGAUCCAGACCCCUGAAAACAGGGUCCAGAGCCCCAAGAACGAGAUCCAGACCCCUGAAAACAGGAUCCAGACCCCGGAGAAUGGGAUCCAGAGCCCUAGGAACGGGAUUCAGACCCCUGAAAACAGGAUCCAUACCCCGGAGCCGCUCCUCAUCCUGGAGGAUGAUGAUUUGGGCACUGGGAACGAAGAGCCACCGGUUGCGCCCCCACCGCGGCUCCUGCUGCCCCCGUCGCACCCCGGCACCAAGGUGUAUCAGCUAGCACGGCAAUACAGCCUCCGCAUCAAGAGCCGCCGCGCCGGUACCCGCCGUGCCCCGGCGCAGCCGGACGCGGACGCCUCAUGCGCUGUGCCGCGGCCGGGGGCGCUGCCCGUGUCCCCGUCGCUGCUCGGGGACAGCCCCUUGAGCCCCGGCACCGCCGAGCCCUUCCCUUGGCCCGACGUGCGGGAGCUCCGAGCCCGCUUCGGCGCCGCGCGGCCGCCGCCGGUGACCCGCAGCCGCUCGGCACCGGAGGGACCGGGCCGCGGGGGGCGCCCGGCCGAGAAGGAGCGCGGCAGCGGCCGCAGCCGGAGCGCUGAGGCCGGCGGAGGACCCAGCACCCCGGUGCCGGCGCGGCACGGCAGCGAUGGGGCGCUAUGGGUGGCAGCGGAGGCGCCCCUCGGGGCCGGGCAGCGGGUGCUGGUGCUGGAGAAGAUACCGGCCCCCCCCGAGCCCCACAGCUACGUGCAGAUCCGCUCGCCCACCACACGGGAGAAGAUCUGCUUGAAGGCGGUGGUGGAGCGAUGUAAAGCGUACCAGGCGUCCGAGGAGUACCGGCGGCGCUGCCCCGAGCCCCCCGCUGCAUCACAGCCCCCCGGAGACCCGCAGCCCCUCCAUGUCCCGCAGCCCCCCCGGCACGGCCUCGUCAGGGACCUAAGGCAGAAGUUUCAGAGCCUCGACGCUGCCAGCUAGGGGAGGAAGAGGGGAGAUGGGGUGAAACAUGGACCCCCGGGAAGGGGCACCCAGCCCAUGGGUGCUCAGCCUGCCCGGGAGACGGGGAGCCCCAUGGACCUCUAAUUUAUGUGGAAGAAGGAGCACCCCUCAUGCAGGAGCAGGAGCACCAUAGGGGCCUCCAACCUACCUGGAAGAAGGGGCACCCCAUGGACUCCCAAUUUGCCCAGGGUAAGGAGCACCCCAGGGACCCCCAGCUCAUCAAGGAAAAGGGACACCCUAUGGCCCUCCAACCUAUCUGGAAAAAGGGGCACCCCAUGGAUCCCCAACUUGCCCAGGAGAAGGGACACCCCAUGGACCUCCAGCUCACGUAGAUGAAGCAGCAUUCUAUGGACCCCCAACCUGCCCAGGAGAAGGGGGACCCUGUGGAUCUCCAACUUAUGUGGAAGAAGGGGCACCCCAUGGACCUUCAAUCUACUCAAAGAAGGGGCACCCCAUAGACACCCAACUCACCCAGGAGAAGGAGCACCCAAUGGACCUCCAACCUACCUGGAAAAAGGGACCCCCAGGUUGCCCAGAAGAAGGGGCAUCCUGUGGGCCUCCAACCUACCUGGGAGAAGAGGCACCCCAUGGACCCCACUCAUCAAGGAGAAGGAAUGACCUAUAGACCCCCAGAUUGCUUGGGACAAGGAGCACCCUGGGGACCCCCAAUGUGCCCAGGAGCGGGGUCACCCCAUGUCCCCCACCCCCAGUGUCCCGCCAGCGCUGUGCCCCGCUCGCUUUCACAUCUUUAUUAUCAAAAAUCCAACAAAAAAACCCAAAUCUGAA